Messenger RNA from Cajanus cajan (pigeon pea), 2329 nucleotides. Its product is annotated as protein NRT1/ PTR FAMILY 4.6. The record is from RefSeq and is a predicted model, not a curated record. Gene Ontology annotation, biological process: transmembrane transport. Lineage: Eukaryota; Viridiplantae; Streptophyta; Magnoliopsida; Fabales; Fabaceae. Gene Ontology annotation, molecular function: transmembrane transporter activity. Gene Ontology annotation, cellular component: membrane.
CUUGAGACCAGUGUCUAGACCAUUCUGCCCAACUUGCAUGCACCUUUCCUUCCUCCCUCUUUAAAUCCUCCACCAGCUAUCUUCCUUUUUCUCCCCUAACUCUCUCUCACAGAUCCAAACCCAAAAAAAGGAGAGAGAGAGAGAGAAUUAUGGAAUUAGAACGAAACCAGAUGACCACAUGGGAAGGCUAUGUGAAUUGGAGGAACAAACCAGCUCUCAGAGGUCGCCAUGGUGGCAUGCUUGCAGCUUCCUUUGUUUUAGUGGUGGAGAUAUUGGAGAAUCUAGCAUAUCUAGCCAAUGCAAGCAAUUUGGUGCUGUAUUUGAGCCAGUACAUGCACAUGUCUCCUUCUAAAUCAGCCAACAACGUUACAAAUUUCAUGGGAACGGCCUUCUUCCUUGGCAUCCUGGGAGGUUUUCUAUCUGAUGCUCUUUUCACCACUUAUCACAUCUUCCUCAUAAGUGCGGUUGUUGAACUCCUGGGAUUGAUUGUGCUCACUGUACAAGCUCGUUCGCCUUCACUAAAGCCACCAGCAUGUGACUCAGCCACCACUCUAUGCCAUGAAGUUAGUGGUGGGAGAGCUGCAAUGCUAUAUGCAGGACUUUAUCUGGUGGCUCUUGGAGUUGGAGGAAUUAAGGGGUCAUUGCCAACACAUGGUGCUGAGCAAUUUGAUGAGAACACCCCAUCUGGAAGGAAGCAACGAUCAACCUUCUUCAACUACUUUGUCUUUUGCUUGUCUUGUGGUGCCCUUAUUGCAGUUACAUUUGUGGUGUGGGUUGAAGACAACAAAGGCUGGGAAUGGGGUUUUGGAAUCUCUACCAUAAGCAUAUUUUUAUCUAUACCAGUCUUCUUGGCAGGCUCUGCUACUUAUAGGAGCAAGGUCCCUUCUGGAAGUCCACUUACAACCAUUUUCAAGGUACUGGUUGUUGCUUCACUUAACGGCUGCUUCUACAGAAAUUCUAGCCGUAGUGCUGUGAAGAAUAUGACUUCCAGCCCUUCUAAUCCACACUCAAGUAGAAAAGCAGGAGGCAAAGAAACCGAAGCCCCAACAAACUCACUCAAAUUUCUCAAUAGAGCAAUUGAGAAAAACCCAAUGUGUUCAUCAAUAGAUUGCACUGUGGAGCAAGUAGAAGAUGUGAAGAUAGUAUUGAAAGUAUUACCCAUAUUUGCUUGCACCAUUAUGCUAAACUGUUGCCUAGCUCAGCUAUCCACUUUCUCUGUUGAGCAAGCGGCAACUAUGAACACCAAACUUGGUUCCAUGAAGGUGCCACCAGCCUCCUUGCCAAUUUUCCCAGUGCUCUUUAUCAUAAUCCUGGCACCAAUCUAUGACCAUAUCAUCAUCCCAUUUGCAAGGAAAGUGACCAAAACAGAGAUGGGAAUCACGCACCUCCAAAGAAUUGGAAUUGGAUUACUCCUCUCCAUAAUCGCAAUGGCAGUGGCAGCAAUUGUUGAAGUAAAGAGGAAAAGGGUGGCCACUCACUCAGGCCUCUUAGAUGAUGCAACCAAACCACUACCUAUCACAUUCUUUUGGAUUGCUUUUCAGUACUUGUUCCUUGGUUCUGCUGAUCUUUUCACCUUGGCAGGGUUGUUGGAAUUUUUCUUCUCAGAAGCACCAAGUAGAAUGAGAUCUUUGGCCACAUCAUUCUCUUGGGUCUCUUUGGCUGUGGGGUAUUACCUUAGUUCAGCAAUUGUAUCAAUAGUAAAUAGUGUCACAGGUAAUGCCUCACACAGACCGUGGCUAUCUGGGGCCAACCUUAACCACUAUCACCUUGAGAGGUUUUACUGGCUUAUGUGUGUGCUUAGUACAUUGAAUUUCUUACAUUACCUGUUUUGGGCUAUCAGAUACAAAUAUAGAGGAACAGGAACUACAACCGAAUGAGGAAAACAAAGGAAAAGUUUUCAAAUGGUAUAUAUAUAAGGCCUGAAGUUUUCAAGGUCAUUGAUGAUAAAAAUCUUUUCGAGCCAUUUCUAUUUUAUAGCUUUGUAUACAUGCACUAGCAUGCAUGCAACCCAUUAGAUCAACAAUUGGUAGCUAGAAAUAGAAAUAUAAUAGAGAGAGCAAGAGAGAAUCUCUAUAAUAGUUGUAAAAAGAAAAAGAGUCAUAAAAAACGAAGAGGGUACAUCGCGUGUGUAAUCAAAUGUGCUUUCAUUAAGGUUUAGGUGAGAGCAAAUGAACAUGCGGAUGCCCCUGCUCAAGUUGUUUGUUAACUUGGUUUUAGUGGGAUAAUAGAUGGUUUUGCUGCUUUUUACACAUUGCAGUGAAGUUUGGCCCGUGCUUAGUGAAAAAGCUAGCAAAGGUAUUUAUUUAUCUAUUUAUUUAUUUUUACUAAA